Messenger RNA from Heterocephalus glaber (naked mole-rat), 7069 nucleotides. It is a transcript of the gene Irak3, whose product is annotated as interleukin 1 receptor associated kinase 3. Gene Ontology annotation, cellular component: plasma membrane. Lineage: Eukaryota; Metazoa; Chordata; Mammalia; Rodentia; Bathyergidae. Gene Ontology annotation, molecular function: protein kinase activity; protein binding; ATP binding. The record is from RefSeq and is a predicted model, not a curated record. Gene Ontology annotation, biological process: signal transduction; protein phosphorylation.
GACAGUCCAACCUCGGGUAGGGACAGGGAGUGGUGGGCACCUGGGCAGCUCUGCCAUUCUGGUCUUUUCUCCAGCUCUGUCUCUUUUAUUGGUCUCCCCAGUCACAUCCCAAUCCCGGUUAGGAAAGUGCCCGCACCAGGAAGCCGGGGUGGUGGGAGAGCCCAGGCCAGGACCCCAUGGAGGGCGAGGUGCUGCUAGGGCCUUUCCCCGAGCAGCGCUGUGCGUCACAUGGGGCCCGCCCCUUCCAGGGCGGCUGCGGCCUGGGCCCAGGCCCGCCACAGUGGCGGAGCAGGAGUUCCGCGGUUGUGUAAGGGGGCGAGGCCCGGCUCGGCAGCUCUCAGCGCCCAGCCCGGGUCUCGGCAUGGCGGGGAGCCGCGCACUCUCGACUCACACGCUGCUGUUCGACCUGCCGCCCGCGCUGCUGGGCGAGCUGUGCGCGGUCCUGGACAGCUGCGACGGCGCGCUGGGCUGGCGCGGCCUGGCAGAGAGACUUUCAAGUAGCUGGCUGGAUGUUCGUCACAUUGAAAAAUAUGUAGAUCAAGGUAAAAGUGGAACAAGAGAAUUGCUAUGGUCCUGGGCCCAGAAAAACAAGACCAUCGGUGACCUUUUACAGAUUCUCCAGGACAUGGAGCAUCAUCGAGCUAUUCAUUUAAUUACGAAGCAUGGAACAGGCUUUCAUCCUUUAAAGCAGAGUCAUCAAGAAUAUGGAUUUCCAAACAUACCAGCCAAGGAAGCAGCCAAUGUCAAAGUAGAUAAUGUUCCUGUUCCUGAACAUAAUGAAAAAGGAAUAUUGCUUAAGUCCUCCAUCAGCUUUCAAAAUAUCAUAGAAGGAACCAGAAAUUUCCACAAAGACUUCCUAAUUGGUGAAGGGGAGAUUUUCCAGGUAUACAAGGUGGAGUUUCGAAACCAAACAUAUGCUGUUAAAUUAUUUAAACAGGACAAAAAAAUGCAAUAUAAGAAACAUUUGAAGAAAUUUUUAUCUGAGCUUGAAAUUUUACUACUGUUUCACCAUCCAAACAUACCAGACUUGGCUGCGUAUUUUACAGAGACUGAGAAGUUCUGUCUGGUUUAUCCAUAUAUGAGAAACGGAACACUUUUUGACAAAUUACAGCGUGUCGGUAACACGGCCCCACUCUCCUGGCACAUUCGAAUCAGCAUAUUAAUUGGUGUAUCUAAAGCUGUCUGGUAUUUGCACAGUACUCAGCCAUGCUCAGUCAUCUGUGGCAGUAUAUCCAGUGCAAAUAUACUUUUGGAUGAUCAGUUUCAACCCAAACUAACUGAUUUUGCCAUGGCACACUUCCAACACCACCUGGAACAUCAGAGUUCUACAAUAAAUAUGACCAGCGGCAGCAGUAAACAUCUAUGGUACAUGCCAGAAGAGUAUAUCAGACAGGGAAAACUUUCCACAAAAACAGAUGUCUACAGCUUUGGAAUUGUAAUAAUGGAAGUUCUGACAGGUUGUAAAGUGGUGUUAGAUGAUCCUAAACAUAUUCAGCUGCGGGAUCUCAUUAUGGAAUUGAUGGAGAAGAGAGGCCUCGAUUCAUGUUUGUCAUUUCUAGAUAAGAAAGUACAUCCCUGUCCUCGGAACUUCUCUGCUAAGCUAUUCUCUUUGGCAGGCCAGUGUGCUGCAACUCGGGCGAAGUUAAGACCAACAAUGGAUGAAGUCCUAAAUGCUCUUGAAAGCACUCAAGCCAGCUUAUAUUUUGCAGAAGACCCCCCCACGUCACUAAAGUCCUUCAGGUUUCCUUCUCCUGUAUUCUUGGAUAAUGUACCAAGUAUUCCAGUGGAAGAUGAUGAAAACCAGAAUAAUCAUUCACCACCUUGUGACAAAGGUUUGAGGAAAGGUAGAAUGACGACUCCAAACAUCCCUUUUGAAUGUAGCCAGUCUGAGGUUACAUUUCUGGGCUUGAACAGAAAGACACGGAGUAAGAGAAAUAAGGGUACUUGCAACAUGCCCAGUUUUCCUUGCGAAAGUUGGUCCUCAAAGCAUACAGCUUCAUCCCAAGACAUACAGGCCACUGAGGUAAAUUUGGACUCUUCCUUUGAAACCCCAAGCCAUUCUUAUGACUACAGAAGCAGGCCAGUGAAGACUAGGUGCUCCUCUGAAUUUUUCUGGAAUAAACACGAACAGUACAGAAAGGAAUAAAUCUCACCGGAAGGCAAAGAAGAAAGCAAGUGUUGGUGAGGCACCUAUGUAAAGGGUAUCACCUUGGGGAAAGCAUGGUCCCCAUGAGCAAUGCUUGGAGAAUGACAAGUGGUACAUUUGGGUUAUGCAGACAAAGAGUAAGGACAAUUUCAUUCCUACCCAAGCAAAACCAGAGUGACUUAAACAGAUGUUUUAUCAGAGUAACUGCCUCACGAUCAUACGGAUUAGUCAUUCACAAUUACUCAAGACCCUGUGAUCUGACAUAAGCCAAACAAAACAAUCAAAACCUACCAGAAAGACUGGAUUCUCAUGUCCAGCAUCACCCAAAUGAAUCCUCAGAGCCCUCUCUGCUAAGGACGUUCAGUUGGAUCCUAUUGUUUGGCCUAGUUUGCUUGUGAAGGAAGUGCAUAAUUUGAAAAUGUUAGUAGAUGUCUUUUAAAAGAAUUGCUUUUUUCCUGUGACUGGCCCUUUGUACUUUUGUGUUAUCAAACUUACCUUUCUGAAAAUGAGCUAGGUUUGCCCUUGGGUAGGUAGGGCUUGUUCUCUGCAGAGACUGGAUUCCUACCCAAGAUCUAUCUGUAUUUCUUAUUUAAACUCUUAGGAUAGUUUAUUACAUACAAUUUCGUUGUUGACCAUUAUUGGUGAUUUUACUAACUCAGAGACCUAUUGUAUCCUGAGUAGAAGGUAUGACAUUUUAAUCAAGUAAUUGUUAUUGCUGAGAAAAUAACUGGUCACCAGAGUCUAGGUCAGCUUUUUUUGAGUUCUAUUCUGUGCCUUCCAACUGUGUGCCUUUACUCCUACUGUGUGUUUGGAUCUCCCCUCUUGAAAUCCUAAUCAGUUGUCAAGCUCUUUAAACUGUCAUCCUCCAGGAAGCCUCCUUAAUCUCUCCAGCCAGAAGUGUUCACUUUAUCAGCAUUUCCAAAGCAACUUAUUUGUAUUUCUGUUUUAUGCUUGUCAUUUUCUGAAUUAUAUCAAAGUUGCUUAUGUCAUCCUGUCUCUUACUAGACUGUAAAUGCCUUGUACUGUAUUCCUUUUCUAUUGUUGUAGCAAAUUAUCACAAAUGUAGUGGCAUAAAAUAUCUCAGUUCUAGAGGUCCAAAGUCCUUCGCAUUCCUUCUGGAGGCUCCAGUAAGCCACCUGCAUUUCUCACCUCAUGGUCUCUUCCCAUUAAAAUGAUCUAGAAGGCUUGGUAAAAGCUCAGCUUUCACAGCACCACUCAUUGUCUGAUCAUUCAGUCUGAGGUUAGAAGUUGGCUAACUGGUUCCCAGGUGGUCCUCAGGCUGCUGAGGUGAAGCACGCUGAGAACCACUGCCUUAACAUUUUCUCACAUUCUUACAUAUUGGCAGAUUCUACCAUAUUAUUUUAUGAGAAAAAUAUCAUUGUUUUUGUAUUCACUGUCUUACCUAGGAUAUUGGUUAGCUUGGAGUGGGAGCUCUAGAAAUGUUGUUGACUAAUUGUUUUAUUAACUAUAUCACCUUUCUAGAGUGUCUAUUUUGCACAUCUAAAAACUAAGUCAGAUGAAUUGGCAGUGAUCUGAUUAAUGAUAUGAUAAGCAGAUGCUACUGUGGCUGAAAAGUACUUAAAUCUUCCAUUGAAUGAUUCAGACCUCCUGACUCGAUUUGGUGCAUGUUAAUUGAUAGGACUAAAUCUUACAACCUGCUAUAGGUAAUCAGAGGGUACCUUCAUGGCUUCCUUAUGUGGAAACUAGGAUGCAUGAAGAAACCAAGAGUGAGCUUCUAGCCUCUGGUCAGCCAACAUGAGUAAAGAAUUUCACUUAUCACAGGGAGCAGUAGCACACACCUGUAAUCCCAGCUAGUCAGGAGACUAAGGCAGGAGAAUAUUAAAUUUGAGACGAGCCUGGACAACUUAGCCAGUCUCUGUCUCAAAAUAAAAAGUGCUGCAGAUGAGGCUUAGUAGUAGACCCCCUGCCUAUCAUGCUUGAACCCCUAGGUUCCAUCCCCAGCACCACAAAAGUAAAAUAAAAAUAAUUUACUUAUCUCCGCCCUUAGCAUAACAGAAACAAUCUUCUAGGCAGAUCCUAUUUUCUAUGCUUCUUAGAGUUUUUGUCCUGUUUCAUAAUUACCUAAAAAUAUGGAGAAAAUAUUUUGUUGUUUUGAAAAUAGGUAUGGAAUUUCUGACAUCAUCAGUUUUCAUGACUUUUUGAGUGUUGCAGUGAUCUGUGACUUACUGAAUAAUAGUGUAGUUUUAUGGGUUGGUACACCAGCCUGUGUAGGACCACUUUUAAGACCCAUGGUCCAGUGAGGCUAGGAUACAAGGUUUAUCACCAGUGGCAUUUACUACGUAUCCUUUAGAAUCAGGCACUGUGUUAGCUAGCAAGUUGGGAUCCAAGUAAGGAGCAGUUUAGUAAGCAGGAAGGUGUCUACUCAAGUUACCUGUUCGGUGACAUCUGUUAUUUGAGCCAUACACCAGUGGAACAGAAAGUAAAUGCUGAAAGGUAGAGGAUAAGAAGUAGAUUACUAUACACUUUUGAGAGAGUGAAUCCUGAAAAGAGAGAAAGAACAAAGAGAAAUAGAAAAGAUCAGUGAAGAAGCACUUCACAAUGGUUAUCCCAGGAAUGGGGAUGCCACCUUGCCAUCUCUGGGCUGGAAGGAUGGGCAAGAGUGAUGGGAACUGGAUGUCGAGCUUUUGGGUGUCUUUUCAUGCUUAGUCCUUACAGCUACCCUUGAAGAUGUGAAUAUCACCUCAUAGAUGAAGAGACUGACUCACUAAGGUCCUCCCAGAUUUGGAAAAGGUAGCAAGAUUUGAACCCACAUUUGUCAGACCCCCAAAGCCUGUGAUCUUGAAUACCACAUUGCACAAAGGAGCUACUGAGAGUUCAAGCUUAUGGAAGGGUGUGGAUAUGAAAAGUUAUUUGUCAGUUUGACAUAUUUGUGGUAGGCAUACAAGGGUUGUUACCACUUCUACAUUUUUCAGUAUCCUGCUCUGCUAGAGACAUGUACUUCUGCAGUCAUGAGACAUGUACUUCUGCAGUCAUGAGACAUGUACUUCUGCAGUCAUUUGAUGUGACUUAAGUAAAUCCAUCCAUCCAUUGAUUCACUGAAUAAAUAUUUAUCAGUGGCCUCCUUUGCAUCAGGCACUGUUGUAGGAGCAGGGUACAUGGUGAAAGUCAAAACCAACAUAGAUCUCAUCCUCAUGGAGCUUAUACUUGAGUGAAUAGAUCUCAGCAUGUUCUCUAGUCAUAGGUCCCAGGUUCUCUGUGAGCUUUUCUUAAGGGAUUCAGACAAGUUUCCUCCUUGACUGUUGUAUAGCUCAUAAUCCCAGAGUGCCUUGUUGCCUUACUGUUAGUGUACUCUAGGCAGUGUAUGGCAUAUUUUGUGGCAAUGGCGACAGUCCCUAUUUUUUUUAUUAGAAUUUCUUCAAGGUAUUUGUUUGGCUACUGAUGGAAUCUUCAGCAUGCUUUUUCCAAAGGGUCUGGUGUCCUACCCAGUUCUCACCUCACUAUGACAUAAUGCUGGAAUUGCCUAUAGAAUUAUUUUUCUUCCUUCACAAAAUUGAAAGUUGGCUGGGGACAAAGGCUAUGUCCUGCUCAUUUUUGUAUCCUUAUUGGAUAGCAUUCUACCUGGGAUGUAAUAUGGCCUGAUAAAUAUUUGUAAAAUGAGUGAAUCAAACAGUUCUUCAAAAUGUCUUCAAACCUAUUGGUAUGUAUCAGUGAUGGUGAACUGAUGGCACACAUGCCGCAGCAGGCUGUUUGGUAUUAUUGAAAGCUCUAAAAGGUUUGCCAUCACUGGUAUAUACUAUGUCAAGACUAUAAUCCAGAUUGCACCCAGUUUUUCUUUCUAGUAUCCAUAAUAUCAUCAGUUAUUUUCUUACAUAGUUCCAUUUCACCGUUCUUGGAUGAAAAUUAUUACAAAUAUUAAUAUCUGAGAUAUCUUUGAAAAGAGGAAUUUGACCUUGUAUAUGUUGCAUACAAAUUUUCCCUAUAGUGGGAAAUAUUCCCAAACCAUGUUAAGCGAUGAUAAACCAAUAUUUUGGCAGAGAAUGAACUGCUGUUUGUUAUGUUUUGUUCCUGUCUUUUUGUCACAAAAUAUUUUUUUAUAUUUGAUUGUCUUUGGGUUUGACUUACAGAUAUUUUUUGAGAAUCACUUUUAUGCCAAAGAACUGUAUUGCCUACCAAAUUUAUGAGCCUUUUCAUGAAUUAUCUGCCUUGUUAUAAUCUUUCGCAGUCAUCUCUAUAAAUAGCAAGAGAAUAUUUAGAGUUUUUCUUUGGUUCCUUAACUUUAAAAUAUUCUCAGAAACCAACAUUAACAAGAACAAAAGAUAAUGGGGUAAAAAGAGCUUAUUUGCAGAAGAUGCAGACUCAGUUAUCACUGUUGUAUGCAGUAGUGUAUGAGGUAUCAUUUCACCUUUAAACAACCUAUUCAGCUAGAUUCUGUUACUGUGGAACCAAGCAAAAUGAGCCUAAAGAGUGUCAACUCUUGUCCUGAGUCACACUACUGUUGGUUUGGGAAUGCAAACUAGACUCUUCAGUCAAAUUCAAGAAGUAUCUGCCCUGAAGAAAAUUAACAGAAAUUAAAAGUAUCUCCUACUUAAAAAUGAAAACAACUAACCAUAAGUAUAUGUGUGAUUAUUAUUUUCUUCUUAAUUUUGUUCUCCCAGAGUGACAAAGCAUAAAGCAGUUGAGAAGAAUAUGAGCCAAGCAGCAUUGUUCACUGUUAGCUGGCAUGAAAAUUGGUACAACCAUUCUAACAAACAAUUUGGCAAUAUGUAGCAAAACUUUUACUCAGCAAUGUGUUUUUGGAUUGAUCUCAAUAAAAAUUACACAGCUGUGUAAACACGAGCCCAAAGAUGUACUUUGUGGUGCCUAUGACAUUAAAACAUUGGAAAUAACCUAAAUAUCCACAGUAGAAGAUGGGUUAAAUAAAUUGCAACACAUAUAUGCAAUUAAAUUGUAUGCAACUGCCAU